Fraxinus pennsylvanica is the source of this 2565-nucleotide messenger RNA. Lineage: Eukaryota; Viridiplantae; Streptophyta; Magnoliopsida; Lamiales; Oleaceae. The record is from the annotation of a GenBank genome assembly.
AUGGCGGAGGCGCUCUGCGUCGUAUUGGUUCUGAUUCAGACAUUAGAACCCGCCGCAGUACGACGCGGAGAGAGGGUUUUCGUUCCGCGUUUUUUACUUUUCUGUGGGAGAGGACGCGGGGUGGCGAAGAAGAAGGAAACGACACGAUCUCUUACAAGGCUUGUAGCUCUCUUGGCAAUCUUCUAUAAUGGGAACACUUCGGCUGGACCUGGAAAGGAAUUUGGAUCUAUGAACAUGGAGGACCUUUUGAAAAGCAUUUGGACGGCUGAAGAGACGCAGGCCAUGUCUUCUUGUCCCGGCAGCGGAAAUGGGAUCGCCCCAGUUGGAAAUUUGCAGAGGCAAGGAUCUCUAUCCCUGCCACGUACACUAAGUCAGAAAACUGUUGAUGAAGUGUGGAGAGAUGUACUUAAAGAAACUGUUGGUGCAAAAGAUGGAAGUGCUGAUGGGGGAUCAAAUUUGGAAGUGAGGCAGCCGACUUUGGGUGAAAUGACAUUAGAAGAGUUCUUGGUAAGAGCAGGGGUUGUUCGAGAAGAUAUCCAGCCUUCAUGGCUAGCAAAUAACAAUGGAAUCUAUGGCGGUUUACCUGCAGCAAGUGGUUUCAACAAUGGUUCAACUAUAGGAUUUCAACAGCCAUCUCGGAACCAAGGUAUGUUGGGUAAUCAACAUGCAAAGAACAACAAUGUAGUUCAUAAUUUGCAGGCCUUGGAGAAGAAUAUGGGUGGUGUUAUAUCUCUUGAGCAACAACCUAGGCAGCCACAGCCUCUUUUACCCAAACAAACGGUAUUGUCAUCCCCCAUGCAACUUGGUAACAAUGGAAAGCUGGGUGGUGUUAUAUCUCUUGAGCAACAACCUAGGCAGCCACAGCCUCUUUUUCCCAAACAAACGUUCAAGGUGGAGCAGUGGCCAUGGGGACAUUACGCAAUGGGGGCUCGACAGUUGCAGGAAGGUGGUCGAGGAAGGAGAUCAUCUACUUCUUUGGAGAAAGUAGUGGAGAGAAGGCGUAAGAGAAUGAUGAAAAACAGAGAGUCUGCUGCAAGGUCACGGUCUCGGAAGCAGGCAUAUACCUUGGAAUUGGAAGCAGAAAUAGCAAAGCUCAGAGAAAUGAACCAAGAGUUUCGGAAAAAACAGGCAGAAUAUAUGGAGAUGCAGAAAAAUCAGAUAUCAGACGAAACAAUUCUGCCGCGGGCAUGUAAACGAAUAUGCUUGAGAAGGGCGCUGACGGGACCUUGUUUCGGCUCGGAGCCGCACCCGGAACUUCUGUUUAGGGGUCCUAGCCGACACACUCGACCCGUCGACCGGGGCUCCGAAUCCUUCGCUACCAACUCCAAGGUUAUGGAAGGACACAUUUCCCAACUCCACCCUCAUAUUCAAAUGGUUUUGAAUGGAGGAGGACAGGAGGCUGUGAAGAGGAACAGGAGUAGGAAUAAGCUUCUUCCUAGGGAGAGAAUUGAUCGCUUGAUUGAUCCCGGUUCUGCAUUUCUUGAGCUUUCUCAGCUUGCUGGCCAUGAAUUAUAUGAAGAGCCUUUGCCAUCUGGUGGAAUAAUUACUGGAGUUGGACCUGUGCAUGGAAAACUCUGUAUGUUUGUGGCAAAUGACCCCACUGUGAAGGGUGGAACAUAUUAUCCCAUCACUGUCAAAAAACAUCUAAGGGCGCAAGAGAUUGCAGCUAAAUGCAGACUGCCCUGCAUUGAUGCCUGCAGAAGGCAUUCCCCAAAUUGCGCUGGUACUUACAUACCAGCAAUGGCGGAUGAAAGUGUAAUGGUCCAAGGAAAUGGAACCAUAUUUCUUGCUGGACCUCCACUUGUAAAGGCUGCUACAGGAGAAGAGGUUUCUGCAGAAGACUUGGGGGGUGCAACCGUGCAUUCUAGGACUUCAGGUGUUUCAGACUACUUUGCCCAAGACGCACUUGCUAUAGGGAGGAAUAUAAUUAAGAAUUUGCACGUGGCCAGCGGUGCAAAUGAUCAUGUGGUAUCUGAUUUCAAAGAGCCGUUGUAUGAUGUGGAAGAACUUCGUUCUAUUGCACCAACAGACCUCAAGCAGUCGCUAGACAUCCGAUCUAUUAUUGCUCGCAUUGUAGAUGGAAGUGAAUUUGAUGAAUUCAAGAAAUUGUAUGGCACUACACUUGUAACAGGCUUUGCAAGAAUUCAUGGGCAACCUGUUGGGAUUCUUGGAAACAAUGGCAUAUUAUUUAAUGAAUCUGCUUUAAAAGGAGCUCACCUUAUCGAAUUGUGCACUCAACGCAACAUUCCCUUAAUCUUUCUCCAGAACAUCACUGGAUUUAUGAAUAUCUGCGAUGGGAGGAGCUCAGGCUGCCGGGUGCUGGCUCAGAUAGAAAGGGGCAACCGGAAGAAGGCUGGAAUUCAGUGGAGCAAGGAGGAAGAAAAUUUCCGGGACAGUGUUGUGGAGGCAUAUGAUCGAGAAUGCAGUGCAUAUUAUUCCACAGUCAGGCUUUGGGACGAUGGCCUCAUUGAUCCAGCUGAUACAAGAAAAAUCGUGGGCCUUUGCAUUGCUGCAUCCAUGAACCGCAAGCCAGAGAGUACAAAAUAUGGUGUUUUCAGAAUGUAA